AUGGAGCCUUCGAGCGAAGCCGACGCGCCAGUCCUGCCUUCCCGACUCGGCACAGUUUCUUUUAAUCUUCCACCAUUCAGGCCUGCUGACCCAACACUAUGGUUCGUACACUUAGAAUUCCAGUUUGCCACCCGUGGAAUCGUCAACCAUUUGACCAAGUUCCACUACAUGGUGGCUGCGUGUUCUCCAGUCGAGGCUGCCGAGGUCCGCGACAUCAUCAUGGCGCCACCCGCUACAGGGGCUUAUGACAAGAUUAAAGAAGAGCUUGUUCGGCGUACAUCAUCGGAGCAGAGGCGCCUUCAGCAGCUCAUCACCGCUGAGGAACUCGUCGAUCGCAAACCGUUCCAGCUCCUACGCAGGAUGCAACAACUUCUGGACGAUCGCGCAACAUCCACCAAUACUUCCAUCUUGCGCGAGCUCUUCCUGCAGCGCCUUCCAUCGAACGUUCGGAUUAUCUUGAUCAGCUCCGAAGACAUCCCUAUUGAAGGCUUGGCGCAGCUUGCUGGCAAGAUUAUGGACAACAUGAGCCCCAUGCCGCCUUCAGCUUUGUCAUCCGUGUCCACUGAACAAUCCAAGCUGGCCAGACCCAGAGCGGACUUAGAGAAGCUGACGGACCUCGUCACGUCUAGCCUGAGGCUUCCUCGUUCCCAUAGUCCCAGCCCACUCACGUCCUCACAGACCGCACUCGCCAUUCCGUCGCCGCCACGGCUGUUCAAGGUCGUCCAACCCACGCACGCUUUGCUCCUAUCACGAGAAAUUCGGAGACCGCGCUCGUAA
Molecule: messenger RNA, 777 nt
Organism: Ornithodoros turicata
Lineage: Eukaryota; Metazoa; Arthropoda; Arachnida; Ixodida; Argasidae
Exons: 1
Coding region: 1-777 (258 amino acids)
Source: RefSeq, a predicted model, not a curated record